Molecule: messenger RNA, 2606 nt
Organism: Gekko japonicus
Lineage: Eukaryota; Metazoa; Chordata; Lepidosauria; Squamata; Gekkonidae
Gene: DAPP1
Product: dual adaptor of phosphotyrosine and 3-phosphoinositides
Exons: 9
Coding region: 1-834 (277 amino acids)
Source: RefSeq, a predicted model, not a curated record
AUGCCUUGGGCCACAGGGAUCUUUGCUCUGGUCGCAUCUAUGUUUGAUAACUGCAAUACACUCUGUGGUAUUGCUUUUGAAGACAGUCCAGAAACUUCAGCUGGUCCAAAGUGGUUUCAUGACGGUCUGACUCGUCAUGCAGCAGAGGCUCUUCUUCUUUCCAAUGGCAGUGACGGGAGUUACCUCUUGCGGAAGAGCAAUGGCAAGACCAAUCUGUUUUCUCUCUCAGUAAGAGCAAAAGAUUCUGUCAAACAUUUUCAUGUGGAGUACAAUGGAUCUUCAUUCAAGUUCGGUUUUAAUGAAUUUUCAAGCUUGAAAGACUUGAUUAAUCAUUUUGCCAAUCAGCCCUUAAUUGGAAGUGAGACAGGCACUCUGAUUGUACUGAAACACCCGUACCCUAAGAAAGUGGAAGAACCUUCUAUUUAUGAAUCUGUGCGUGUUCACACAGCAAUGCAGACAGGAAAAACAGAAAUUGAUCUUGUCCCCAGUGCUCCAUCGCUCGGAACAAAAGAAGGCUAUCUGACCAAACAAGGCAAAAUAGUUAAGAACUGGAAAACUAGGUGGUUUACAUUGCAUAGGAAUGAGCUGAAAUAUUAUAAAGACCAGACGUCCACAGAGCCAAUCAGAGCACUAGACUUAACAGAAUGCACAGCAGUGCAGUUUGACUAUUCACAGGAUAAAGUCAAUUGCUUUUGUUUAGUAUUCCCAGUGAGGACAUAUUAUCUCUACGCAAAGACUGGAGUAGAAGCAGAUGAGUGGAUUAAGAUAUUGCAGUGGAAACUGUCACAGAUAAGAAGACAAGCCCGACAGCGUGAUGGCACACUCAAGCCAUAGGUAUGCCCAUAGGAACUUUGCCUGCACGUGGCCCAUCAUGCUAGUUCAAGCUGAUGCUCCAUCAAGUCUGCCAUCAAGAAGUACUGCCAUGCUGGGUCAGACCAGAGAUCCAUCAACCCCAGGACCAUCCGGAUGCUACUAGGACUCUCAAUGAUGAUGGUAUGAUGGAGCUAGCCAACCCUGAUGUCUUUCUUCAGAAGAAUCCUGCCUCUGAAGACCGAAGGUCCGUUUUUAUCUAUUGGAGCUAAUACUUAACUGAGGAAACUACCCUCCAUGAAUUUGUAUAACUUUUUAAAAAAAAAAAACCCAUCUAAACUAUUGAUCAUUAUCAAAUCUUGACGUGAUGAUGGCCAACACCCUGUUUUCUGCAUUGGACAGCACCGUAAAGUAUUGUGUAUUCCAGUCUUUGCUGCCACACAUCACUUCUUUUCUUUGUGGAUAAUUCCAGUCGUCCAGAAUGAAUGAAAGCCCUUGAGUUGUGAGCAGUUAACUCAAAGGACUUGGAUAUUUCAUAGUAUCAGCCACGGAAUGACCUGUGAAAGCUUCAGUUCUAAAAACCCUGGCGUACUCUACAUGUUCCCAGUAAUUUCCUCCAGUUUCUCAAGCAUAAACUGCAUGCACACGACAAAGAAAGUAGUUUUAACCCGGUCUGCUAUAGCUUCCAAAACAAUGAGUACGAGUGGUCGUGAUAAAGAAGGACCAAGGCUCAGUCCUUUCAGACAGCAGCAGGCCUGUCCUGUAAACCUCACAGGGUACUGCUUUGGAAGAACCAUGAUUAUUACUGACUUUUGUUGGGUGGGGUAGAGGUGGCUGCCAUGGCAAGUGGGGAACUAAAAAGCUUCCAUAUGUAAACAGAGCAUCAUGUGUGGUGCUUUUGACCCAACGGAAUGCUGUCUCAUGAAGUUUGCCGUUUAGGUUUUUAAAACUCCUAAUCUUACCAACAGCAAUAGCAUGUUCUGUUGUUUUAUGCCUGUUCAAAGCAAAUUGGUUUUAUACUUACUUUUGUAUUACAGCCAUUUAGAGGAAAGAUUCCUUUCUAUGGUAGGCUUAUAUUUCUCCCCUGCCCCUCCCCAAAACAAUCCCUGGGUAUACCAUAAAGCAAAUAAAAUGUGGAUGGGUGGGUAAGAAUAGCAAAAACACCUCUAUGAACCUAAAUUUAUGUUUUUUAAACUAUCUUGCCCCACUGUAAUACAGUUGUGUACAACAGUGUGCAUACAACCUAAGAGAGGGACUGGAGGUGGGCGUUUGCAUCACAGUGCAAAUGGAACUAUGUACAUUUCUCAAUUCACAGUCUGCAGUGCAAAUGACACUUGGGACACUUUGUAUCUGACAACAUCACUAGAUCCGGGAAAUGUUCCCAUUGCAUCAAUGGAAUCCAGAACAUAUGCACAGUUUUGGAGCAGAGCACAUGUAUUUGGCAUACUAUGAAAUGUUGUUAUACCGAUAGCACCAAAACUAUCCUACACACAUUUAAAGGCCACGGUUGACACACAUGAAGACAUAUCACCUGCCUUUGGGGAAAGUAUCCUGGAUGGGCCCAACAGCAGCAAAAGCAAUUGUAGGUAUGCAUUAGUGAGAAUGUAUGUGUAUGUGUGCCUUACUAGGUAUAGUUACUGAUCAUGGUAAGAGAACUCUUCUCCAGAAAGAUGAGAUAGUUGGAUACUAUUACUAUAUUGGUUAGAUUUUCAUCUUUUUACACCCUUUUAGAAACAGUCUUGUGUUUAGCCUUGGAAACAUUUCAAAAUAAACUGUGAAUACAGCAAACUAGAGAA